Centropristis striata (black sea bass) is the source of this 1182-nucleotide messenger RNA. RefSeq names its product caspase-8-like. The transcript has 7 exons. Gene Ontology annotation, molecular function: death effector domain binding. The record is from RefSeq and is a predicted model, not a curated record. Gene Ontology annotation, biological process: proteolysis; apoptotic process. Lineage: Eukaryota; Metazoa; Chordata; Actinopteri; Perciformes; Serranidae. Gene Ontology annotation, cellular component: cytoplasm. The coding region runs from base 1 to 1182 and encodes 393 amino acids.
AUGGAGAUGGUUAUGGCAUUUAACGGGCCAAAACAAAAUAAUUGGUUCAGAGACGUUGAGUUGACGUGUCUUGAGGAAUCGUUGAAGCUUUUCAUCGAUGAGGAAACUGAAAAGUUCCACCUUGAACUGAAAAAUGAAUGCGGCGCGGAUCCGUGUGUCAAGAACUGUGACUUUGAGAGCUGGAAACCACGACCAAACGAGGUUUACAUGCCAUGUGGUCACAAAGACCAUAGUUCAGUGGGAGACUUUGACAUUGCUUCACUUCUGUGUCUCAUGACACAAUGCAAGCAUUUUAAGGAGUUUAAGCUUGGUGAUUUGUGUGAAAAGAUUCAGAGCCGACUUGCAGACUUGCCUGAAAACAUGGCGGCAGAUAUUGAGGCUCUUAAGGCACAGCAUGAAAAAGAGCUAAAUGAUAAAAUGAGGAAUCAGGAAGAUUACUACGCCCUGACUCAUAAACCACGUGGUUUGUGUGUGGUCAUCAAUAACGAGGAAUUCCUGGGAACAAGGCUGAAAAGACGAAAAGGCACUCAAGAAGAUGCAAUGGCUCUGCGUAAAGUGUUCACCCAGCUCGGCUUCACUAUGGAGAUACAUGAAAACUUGACUGCAGAAGAUAUCCGACAUGAACUACAAGAGCUGGGCAAAAGGGACUUUUCGGAUGAUGAUGCCUUGGUGGUAUGCGUGCUUUCCCAUGGAGAACAGGGAACUGUCGGUGGGACUGAUGAGGAGGAGGUGUCCUUGGGAGAGCUGACACAGCCCUUCACCAGCUUGGCCGCUCCCUCCUUGGCUGGGAAGCCCAAACUGUUCUUCAUCCAAGCCUGUCAGGGAAGUGACUACCAGAGAGGAGCCAUGUUAGGCCCAGAAAGUCAGUCUGGAGGAAGUCUGGAGGACGAUUCAAUUUCUUCUGAGCAGAGGGAGAUGGUGCCUUGUGAUGCUGACUUCCUGCUGGGCAUGGCUACGGUGCCAGACUUCAAGUCGUUUCGACACACCACCACAGGCUCCAUCUACAUCCAGGAGCUGUGCAAACAGCUGAUAAGAUCAGCAGAAAGCUCUGAGAUGGAUGAUAUCCUCACUGUGCUGACUCGUGUGAACAGGCAGGUCGGCAAAGGAGACUAUGGAAACCACAAACAAAUGCCAGAGUCCAAGUACACCCUCACCAAGAAGCUCGUCCUCAAAUUUGUGUGA